AUGCGGGCCAAGCGUUCAAAGAAGUACCGUAAGCUCAUGCAGCAGUAUGAGCUUACUUUUGGCUUCCGUGAGCCCUACCAGGUCCUUGUGGACUCGAACUUUUUGGCUGCAAUCCAUGCCUUCAAGAUGGACUUGAUCCCUGCGCUAGAGCGGACACUCCAGGGAAAGCCUAAGCCUUUGCUCACCAAGUGCUCUCUUGCUGCAAUCAUGGCGGCUCAGCCCAUCAAUCCGAAGACCAACCAACCAUAUCACUCAACGCCCAUAGACGAAGUCGAAUGUCUUCUAUCGCUGUUAUCACCAGGUAGCGGCCCUAAGAAGAACAAGGAGCACUACACACUGGCGACUGCAGACCCACCAACUUCCAAGAAAAACGACAAGAACGACUCGCAACAGCGGAAGCGCAAGCGCGAUGACGAGCGCGAAGAAGAGAAAGCGCUGCGACGCGCCCGCGCCCUCCGUGCUGGCGCGCGCUCAAUUCCCGGUGUGCCGGUGAUCUACGUCAAGCGGUCGGUCAUGGUGCUCGAGCCCAUGAGUACACCUUCAGAAACCAUUCGCGAAGACCAUGAGAACAGCAAGUUCCGUGUGGGGCUGGACGACCAGACAAUCAAUGCGCAAAAACCCGAACCGGAGGAGAGGAAGAAGAUUCCGGGUUUGAAGAAAGCCAAGGGCCCCAAUCCCUUAAGUGUGAAGAAAAAGAAGAAGAAGGCCGAUGCUCCUGCGCCUGCGCAAAAGAAGCCAAAGGUCGAGGAGAGUCGAGAAAAUGCCGAUGACGAGGAGGGCGCAGCUAAGCCGAAACGCAGACGGCGGCACCACAAGAGUGGUCCCCGGGGUGAAGGCGACGGUGAUGCGGCUGGCCCAGCUGCAGAAGCGCCCGAAACUAUGCAGGUGGAGGAAUGA
Messenger RNA from Penicillium chermesinum, 897 nucleotides. RefSeq names its product rRNA-binding ribosome biosynthesis protein UTP23. Gene Ontology annotation, cellular component: small-subunit processome; nucleolus. The record is from RefSeq and is a predicted model, not a curated record. NCBI's taxonomy places the organism in Eukaryota, Fungi, Ascomycota, Eurotiomycetes, Eurotiales, Aspergillaceae. Gene Ontology annotation, molecular function: small ribosomal subunit rRNA binding. The transcript has 4 exons. The coding region runs from base 1 to 897 and encodes 298 amino acids.